UGGCCGUUGUACCGGUAGAGAUAAGGGCUGACCAGUUGAUAGGCGCGGGCGCAGGUUUGCGCGAAAGCGUUGAGGUCGGCGACGGAAUCGAGCGUCGCUGCGAUGUGUUGCAGGAUCUCGCUUGAAACUAGCCAAACUAGGUCAGGUGAGUUGCUGUACCUCGGCUUGAUAGUAUGUACAGUAAGUUGUACAUAUUACCUUACUAUUGGAGCGCCACGGAAAGCAAGCCAGCUUCGAUUAUGGCAGUUCUGCACACCGAAAUCUUCUAGGCACCAGCAUUGUAGUGGGAUUAUGCUUGGCUGUCUCGCGAAGUGGUCUACGACCCGCUGAGCAUCCAUCAUGAGAGUCGUGUCCGAGUCCGAUAAGAAGGAGGACCAAUAAAUCCUUUCAACCGGGCUGUGGAGAAUCAUUGUUCAGACUCUCGUUCAGGUGAGGUAUACAAGCAUUAUGGAU
Molecule: messenger RNA, 453 nt
Organism: Aspergillus aculeatinus CBS 121060
Lineage: Eukaryota; Fungi; Ascomycota; Eurotiomycetes; Eurotiales; Aspergillaceae
Exons: 3
Coding region: 103-330 (75 amino acids)
Source: RefSeq, a predicted model, not a curated record